Messenger RNA from Acipenser ruthenus (sterlet), 6399 nucleotides. RefSeq names its product uracil nucleotide/cysteinyl leukotriene receptor-like. Gene Ontology annotation, cellular component: membrane. The transcript is spliced from 2 exons. Gene Ontology annotation, biological process: phospholipase C-activating G protein-coupled receptor signaling pathway; positive regulation of Rho protein signal transduction. Lineage: Eukaryota; Metazoa; Chordata; Actinopteri; Acipenseriformes; Acipenseridae. The record is from RefSeq and is a predicted model, not a curated record. The coding region runs from base 710 to 1726 and encodes 338 amino acids. Gene Ontology annotation, molecular function: G protein-coupled receptor activity.
UAAACCUUCUGCAAAGAAUUAUGUCCUUCCCUUCAUUCAUAACCCUCCCCAUUAACAACACAAGCUGCCCUCUAUAUAUUGAUAUGGACAAAAAAUAAAUCAUCACAGAGUCAUUUGGAAUUAAGCUAGGCCUCGUUGCCAUGGGGCCUGGGUUCACUGCUCAUAGCUAAGGAGAAUCAUUCUUUUUCAAAAUAAAACAAACCCCUUCUCUUAACUCAGACUAUUGUCCCGUAGACUGUGAAUGGAUAGACUGGAACACAAGUGAUCCUCAGAGCAGAAAGGGAGGAAUAUAACUGAGGUCAAGGUUCAACACCAAGAGCCCCCCUCCCCUCCAUGUCAAUCAAAUUAGAUAGACAACAAAAAGUAGAUUCAGAGAGCUGUGGUUCUACAAAUAACUCAGAGUUCUUUUUUAAAUAUACAUUAAGCCAACAAUAUUUUGCUAUGGGAGCUGAUAGGUGGAUAUACAGUAUCUCUCUUAUUCAGCUGGUCUUAUAAAACUGAUGCAGCCUACAUUUAUUUCCCACUCCUAUCUCUCUCUCUCUCGCACACACACAAACUCAGAGCUGCUGUGUCUGUGUAUUUCCUUAACUUCACAGGCAGCUGUUUUCAGAUCACUGCCAGAAACAACUGUCUGACGGACACACACCAGGCAGGCAUUUUCUAUCAGCACAGCAACUCAAGAGGGGCAGCAUCCUAACAGCUGUAAGAAAUGAACACCUCAUCGAUGGAAUCUGCAUUUCUACUCUCCAACCAAUCCAAUGAGAGCUGCAGCACGGAGCCAGCACUGGAGAACAUCUUGUUUGCUGGCUUCUACCUUGUUGUUUUCCUAUUGGCUCUGAUUGGGAAUGGGCUUGCUCUCUUGGUGUUUUCUCAGCAGGGAGGACCUGAGUCUCCUGCAAACGUCUUCCUGGUGCACUUGGCUGUGGCUGACCUCUCCUACGUGACCAUCCUGCCACUGCGGGCCACGUACCACUUAAUGGGAGGCCACUGGCCAUUCGGGGAAGUGCCUUGUCGGCUGGCAGGCUUCCUGUUCUAUGUAAACAUGUACGCCAGCCUUUACUUCCUGGCCUGUGUUGCGGGAGACCGGUACUUGGCCGUUGUACAUGCUGUGCGCUCAAUGAAGAUUCGCUACGCACGUUAUGCCCAUAUUGCCAGUGCUGCACUCUGGGUCCUGGUUACUGUGUCAAUGGUGCCUUUGCUUGUCACCCAGCAGACAGCACAGUUGGACAACACUACCAUUUGCCUGCAGCUGUACCGUGAGAAGACCUCUCGCCGUGCUCUGGUCUCCCUUGCUGUGGCCUUCACCCCACCCUUCCUCACCACCCUUGCAUGCUACCUGCUGAUUGCCCGCAGCCUACAACAGGGAGUGCGGCUCGAAUCAGAGCUUAAGACAAAGGCACUGCGCACCAUUGGGCUGGUGCUGCUUAUCUACCUGCUGUGCUUCCUGCCCUACCACAUCAGCCGUGCCACCUUCAUCCUCUCACACGGGCAUCCCGGAGCCUCCUGCCAGGCCAGGAGAGGCCUGUUGCUGGGAAACAGGCUGACCUCUUCCCUGACUUGUCUUAAUGGUGCCCUUGACCCACUGGUUUAUCUCUUUGGCGCUGAGAAGUUCCGGGGCAGUGUGAGACGGCUUCUCUGUGGAGAAAAGGCUGGGCAGUCAGUGGCUACCAGUGAAGAAAGGAAGAGGACACACGAGAGCUCAUUGAGCGCUAAGUCUGAGUUCUGAAGAGAGGAGAGGCUGGUCCUCAAACCUAAUGAAACAUUUCCACUUCUGUGCCAAAUGUGUAAAGAAUAAUAAUUGUCAUAACUGUAGGCAGCUACCAUUUAAAGCUACAGUAAUAAGGAUUCAUUUGUCUGUUUGCUUUCUGUUGUCUAACAAUUGCAAGUUGCCCAUUGAUCCUCAGUCUUCCUAAAACGGUAUGUGGGUGGCAGCAGUGAGGUGACAUUCAAAAUUACCAUUUUAAAUUGAGGGGAAAACGGGAAAAACGCAUAAUUGGACACUUGUUUUACGCCUGUUCUGACUGUUUGUAUGAAUAAAAUUAAGUUUGAUAUUUAUGAUAUCAUAUUUAGUGCCAUUUAUUUAUGUUGAAAUGAAACCACAAUAGUCCAGAACAGUUUUUAGAAUAUCAAACUUGGUUUAAUGGUAAAAACAGUAUACAUUUGAUUUGAAAAACCAUUUUUUAAAUACCCAUGAGCUAAAGGUUUGUGAAUAAAACCCAAUGUUACAUUGAUCCUAGAACUUUAGAGUUGGGUCCCUUAAGAACAGCUAAGCGCCUUCUUGCAAACCCGCCCUUACUGUAUUUGUAGGGCAUCGCUAAACACUCUGGAUAUGCACAAAUAGACGAUUCCUGAUAUUUAACAUUUGUCCAACACAAAAUUGUCAUCAUAAUAAACUGCCCAAAUUCCUAGUCACAUACAAACACAUUAUCUUGGGGUUCAUAGUAGGCAAAUGUAAUACAUUGUAAUAAGUGUAAUUUAUUCUUUGUGGUAGAAUGUGAUCAAAUAUUUAAAACAUUGCUUUGAUUAUAAAUCAAUCAUAUAUUUCCACUAUCUGCAUGUAAACUUUGUGUAAUCUUGGCAUUCUUUGUAGGCCUUAGUUUACUAUUAAAAAUGCAUUUAAUUACAUUUAAAAUAAACAUUCUUCAGUAAGCCUAUCUAAAUACUAUAGUAAGCAAUACUGCCAUUACUGUAAUAUUAUACAAUUCUGCCAUGUACUACAACAUGCAACAUCAAAUAUUCGAAGUAACAUAAAAUAUUCGCUGUACAUGCAAAUUGUUGUUGACCAAAAUCAUGUACAAAAAUAAGUUAUAAUAAAUAAUCAGGCAUAUAUAGUUAUUUAUAGUUAUUAAAGUAAUAAAGCUAGCCCCAUUUUCUUUAAUAACUUUGCCCCUUUUUAGAUAUCACAUCUUUAUAUGGCUCAUCCCUUUACUUAAACUCACCUCUUUUUUUAGUACAUGAAAUAUUUUUGGUCACAUAAUAAGAAAAAAAAAUCUGUAGUGAAAAAUAAAACAGGUUGGUGUAUACUACUUCACAGGUAUCAAAUAUGAGCUUUAUUUUAUUGUUAAAAAAUAAAUAAAUAUGCAGCUAGCAUAUAUGGAUUUAAGCUGGCAGUAGGUAUGUAGACUGGUGUUGUUUUUUAAGUCUUUAAUUAGCUGAAGGAUGCACAUUGUGUGAAAGUUCUGUUAUUAACCUGAUAAUAUAUGUAAAGUUCUAAAACAAAAAACAUGUGGGUUGUACUCUGAGUUUAGGGAGCGCACAAUUAAUGUGGUUGUUCAUAUCAAGCCUUUGAUUAAAUUGUCCUUUAUCCACAGCAUUGUCCUCAGUUUUCUAGCGCUGGAUCCACAAGUAGAUUUUCUUUUAGAAGAAGACUGUAGUGUAUGUCGGAUUUAAACCCAAGGUAACCAAAAUGUUGUAUCUUUUCAAUAUAUUUUUGAACAGUUGGUUUGCACUGUUUGGUGUUAUUACUUAUAUAAUGGUUUGAUGUUUAUUAAAAAAAAAAAAAAAAAAAAAAAAAAAAACUGGGAUUUUAAACUUGAACUUUUAUUGAAUGUGUCCUUUCACUAGUAUAAAAUAUUCUCUUUAGAGCCCUGUUUUAAUUUAGAUGGAAAUUCUGUUUUGUCAUACAGUGCUUUGAUACUGAUCACCUCUGAAAAACAAGUAGUUAGGUACACAUAUUUAUCAAUGCAUAUCAUUUGUUUUGUCUAGGUAUAUAUAUAUGCAUGUACAGUGCCGUGACAAAGUAUUUGCCCCCUGUCUGAUUUUCUGCAUUUUUGCACAUUUUUCACAUUGUAUUUGGUCAGAUUUUUUUGUGGGUUGUAGUAGUAUAUAGACGGAGUCUGAGAGAAAAAAUGACACCAAAAUUUGGUGCUUCUUUCAUUUGUUUGGUGUGCAAGGUAAUCAAACAUGCAAUCUUCAGGAGUGAAAAAGUUAUUGCCCACCCCCCUAGUUAACAACCAGGCCUGAUUUGGGCCAGCCCUGCCCAAUAUAAAUCUGACUAACUUUGGCCCUUACCUUCAGAGUGAAGUUGUCAGCACACAGGUUCUAGAGGCACAUCAUUCCACGAACAAAAGAAAUUCCUGAAGACCUCCGGAAAAAAGUUGUUGAUGCCUGUCAGGAAAGGGUUACAAAGCCAUUUCUAAGGCUCUGGGGCUCCACCGAACCACAGUCAGAGCCAUAUUGUCCAAAUGGAGAAAGUUUGGGACAGCAGUGAAUCUCCCCAGGAGUGGCCGUCCUGCCAAAAUCUCUCCAAGAGCAAGGCGUAAAAUCAUCCAGGAAGUCACAAAGAACCCUAGAACAACAUCCAGGGAUCUGCAGGCCUCUCUCGCCUCAGCUAAGGUCAGUGUUCAUGACUCCACCAUCAGAAAUGGCAGAGUAGCAAGGCAGAAACCAUUGCUCACUAAGAAGAACAUGAAUGCUCUUCUCAAGUUUACCAAAAAGCACCUGGAUGAUCCUCAAGAGUUCUGGAACAAUGUUCUAUGGACACAUGAGUCAAAAGUGGAACUUUCUGGCCGACAUGGGCCCCGUUAUGUCUGGCGAAAACGAAACACUGCAUUCCACAGUAAGAACCUCAUACCAACAGUCAAGCAUGGUGGUGGUAGUGUCAUGGUUUGGAGAUGCUUUGCUGCAUCAGGACCUGGACGCCUUGCCAUCAUUGAAGGAACCAUGAAUUCUGCUCUGUAUCAGAGAAUUCUACAGGAGAAUGUCACGCCAUCGGUCUGUGAGCUGAAGCUGAAGCGCAGCUGGGUCAUGCAGCAAGACAAUGAUCCGAAACACACAAGCAAGUCUACAUCAGAAUGGUUGAAGAACAAGAAAUUUAAAGUUUUGGAAUGGCCUAGUCAAAGUCCAGACCUAAACCCCAUUGAGAUGUUGUGGCAGGACCUGAAACGAGCAGUUCAUGCUCAAAAACCCACAAAUGUCACUGAGUUGAAGCAGUUCUGCAUGGAGGAGUGGGCCAAAAUUCCUCCACGGCGCUGUGAGAGACUAUUCAAUAACUACAGGAAGCGUUUGGUUGCAGUUAUUGCUGCUAAAGGUGGCAUAACCAGUUAUUGAGUCUAAGGGGGCAAUUACUUUUUCAUACGGGGGCAUUGGGUGUUGUAUAACUUUCUUUAAUAAAUAAAUGAAAUAUGUAUCACAUUUUUGUGUUAUUUGUUCACUCAGAUCUUUGGUUGAAGAUCUGAUAACAUUCAGUGUCAAAAAUGUGCAAAAAUGCAGAAAAUCAGACAGGGGGCAAAUACUUUUUCACGGCACUGUAUAUAUAUAUAUACACACACACACAUAUACGUAUGUGGCGAGGGAUAUCAGCACUCUGCAGCCGACCUCCCUGUCGCAGGGGUAAUGUACUGUUACUGAAGCUAAUGAGGAAGCACAAUUGAUUUUCACUGCUCCCUUUACCAUUGUUUAGCUGAACUUUUCCUUGUUAAUGGUGUUGUUUUGUUAAGGUUUUAAAAUGAAUUUUCUUAUCAUUGAAUGCAACCAUGCCCAUUGCAUCUCAGUGUCUCUGCUGCAGGUCUGUUAUAGGUUGUAUGGAAUUUCCUGGUUUCUAUUCCUAUUGAAGUUAAUUUAAUUGUAUUUUUAUAUUGAAUUUUCUGACUUUUAUGGCUUGAAGCUUAAAUGUUAUUUUUCUUGUCCAUGUUCUCAGUGAAACUUGAAUAAUGAUCAUAACAAUAACUUUGUGAUGUGAACUGUCUUUUGACAAAUGCUCUCUGGUUGUCUGUAACUCCUUGAUAUGGCGGGGUGUGAUUCCAAAGUUUGACUUAUACUGUUAGAGAUAAAACCUUUACAUGGUCAUAUGGGGUAAAUGUAGAUGAUAAUACUGCAGGUAUCUGGCUGCCCUUAAACUCUCACCAUGCAAUGCAAACCAGAAAGGCUGCAUUGGAAAGCCAGAGAAAAGAUGGUUCCUUUGUGGACACUUUAACUGUGACCAACUCAGUCAUCUAAUUUAGUUCCUUUCUCAUUAAUUCUCAUUAAUAGACCACAAAUCGGAAUUUUUAAAUGCAACUAUGUAGGGGUCCGAUGCGUUUCAAUGGGCCAUUAUACCCUUUGGGGCGAGACACUAUUUUCACAUCUCACCCAUUUUGGCAUGGAAAGGACUCUUAAUAAGAUCAGGAAGACAAAUUUCUUUGUUGUCAUUUUCUUUAUACUAUAGAAUUCACUUUCACUGUGCAAAUCCGUAUAAAGGGACUGAUAUUUUUGUUGCACUGAAGGCUACCGUAAAUGUAUUUAUGAACUUGUUUUACUUUUAUAAAAAUCAGUAAGUUUUUUUUAAAAUUAAUUAUAUGAUUUUAUUGUCUAUUGUGAUGUACUACUAUAUUCCUGAUAUAAUUAUGCUUUUUUCCAUGAUGACAACAUCACACAAUUCAGCUUCUGGGCCUGUCCUAGUGACAGACAGGAUGGUUACUU